Cadophora gregata is the source of this 2878-nucleotide messenger RNA. RefSeq lists its product as uncharacterized. The record is from RefSeq and is a predicted model, not a curated record. NCBI's taxonomy places the organism in Eukaryota, Fungi, Ascomycota, Leotiomycetes, Helotiales, Ploettnerulaceae. The coding region runs from base 1306 to 2670 and encodes 454 amino acids. The transcript has 7 exons.
CGAAUGGACCAGCCAGCUACUCGUAGCCCUGUUCAAACGAUGUUGGUUGUCCACCCGUCCAAACAAAACUUCUUUGCGUCUACCGCCACUUUAUUAUACAUUCAACAGCAGUGCCGCGCGCAGGCAAGAUUAGACGCUCCGCCCUAAGUCACCACCGUUCCAAUUCUAGUAUGAGGCUUGCAUCCGCUCCAAUCAUUACUUUCUGGGUAAUCUGCAGUAAAUUCAAACAAGGGUGCGGUACCUCUGUACCGUGUGUACACAACAGUCGUCCAUAGCAGUUCGUAGUGGCGCGAAAAAGAAUCUCCGACAGCUCAGCGCUGUUGGAAGUCGUGACGCUUGAAGGAAGAAUUAAGCGAUGCCUUCAGACCAGGGUAUAUUGCAUGCUUUGUUAUUUUGAAAUAUGGAUUCGAAUGAUUGGUCUCUGGAUCACUUCACCGUCAUGGGCAAGUCGUUUCGUCGCAAGCACAUCUCAGACUGGUCGGGGAAGUGAAGUGCGUUAUCUUGGGCGAGAUUUCUCAACCUCAGAGCCUUGGCGUGGAAAACCGUUACCCAGCUUUGUGUGCUGAUGUGAAUCAUGCAAGCACCUUGCCUGGUUCAAUACUCCCUGAUCUGGGUUUCAACAAUGGACUGGAUUUCUGUGGCAGGUGCCAAAAGUCGCAAUCCCAUACAUACCCAUCGCUGCUAAUUCCAGGGAAACGUGGGUCCGUGGGGGUGAAUCGGCCUGAGCAACCAUGUCUUAUUUGUGAGGAUGUUGGUAUGGAGCAGGCUAUUGGUCCGCUAUCAGCUCCACGAGUGGCUUCACUUCCAUGAGCUCAUCGCAACUUGUCCCGAAGAGUAGUAGCAUCAAAAGUGACCCUGCAUUGUGCACGCAGCCGGCCUCAAUUCCUUCGAUGGGUUUGAUACUUUCCAUGCUUCCAAGUUCUGCGCCAGGAUACUUUCUUCCGGAUAUUCGUACUCUGGACUUGGGAACUCGCCCACCUGGACCUGCAAAAGCAAUUUCCCAGAAUCUUUAUCCCGAUCGAAAACAUUUUAGUUCUGGUGCUAUUCCCCCUGUUCACGUUGACUUGACGUUGAUUCUCCAACAGAAGCUUAGUUAGAACGUUAUCGAACUAGAUAUCAGGGGCAUGCUCCUGUUCCCAUAGAACGCCAAUCUUGCAGGAGGCUUGCUAGCAUUCCAAACGCCCACCGACAGAGAGAUGGUGUGAAAACGGUUUAUACUUCACUGCUUCCCUGAUGGAAUGUGUAGAGCGAAGAACAUCACGGUCAAUGUGAAGGCCCUGACUUGCUUCAAAGCUUACUUUCAAGAUGAAUCAGCCUUUAGCUACUCUUCUGGCUCGACAAGUUAUCAUAUCGGAUGAUAAUCAAGGGCCGAUUGUCAACAUUGCAGCAUGGAUAGGAAUGACGAUCAUGGUACUGUGUGUACUUACUAGAGUCAUCUCUAAGUAUACGAUUGUUCGGCGAGCAACAGUUGAUGAUGGCUUGAUCUUAGCGACAAUGGUAUUUGCGACUCUACAUACAGUCAUGUUAUCUUCUAUGGUGGCGAACGGACUCGGGACGCCACAGUCGACAGUCUCCAACAACGAGAUUAUAGAGAUUGAGAAAUUCGGGUACACGUCCCAAUUACUCUAUAUACCAGCGCUGGCUUUAGCCAAACUCUCGACUGUUGUAUACCUCCGAGCUCUUUCACCUGUGGCGCGUUUUGCCAUCGUCAAUCAAGCAAUUGAGGCAUUUGUGAUAGUAUGGGCAAUUGCUUCAGAAUUCGCAAUCGCGUUUCAGUGUGCUCUUCCAACACCUUAUGCUAUUCUCACAUCAAAGUGCUUCAAUACGGUUACCUUUUGGAAUGUCACAGGCAUCUUCGACAUUCUCACAGAUAUGGCCAUCACCAUCCUCCCCGCUUACCUCGUAUGGGGCGUAAAGAUGCCUAAAUCCAAAAAAGCACUGGUGAUCCUGGUAUUCGGCGCGAGGAUGUUCAUUAUCCCCCUCACAAUCUGGCGGUUGGAAGUUAUCAACGUCGAUGCUCGACCAUCAAUCCCAGACCAAACCCUCGCAUCCUACCACACAUACCUAGCCACGACCGUCCAGCUCAACUUUGCCAUCGUCGCAGCCUGCAUACCAUUCCUAAAGCCCUUCAUGGAAAGCAUGAACUCAGGCUCCUACAUUGCCUCUGCAGCGAAUAUGGAUUCAACAUACGGCGCGGGAAGCAAGCUCGGUUCGCGCUCUGGAGACACAAGCCGCAAAGCAUCCAAGCCAAAAGGCAGCAUCAAGCUCGAAAGCCUCAGCGAAUCACGAACCACAAUUCCCAACAGCUCCACACGUUCUCGCACGCCCAAAGAGACAGCAGAGGGUACCCGCGGCGGCUCCACAGACGACGACUUCCACUUCGGAUUCCAGGGACAGAGGGCAGAUGAUCUGGGUCCGCUGAGACCGGAUAAGGGAACGCAUUUCAUACGGAUUGGUCGCGCGACGCCGGAGGAGAACCAGGCGAGGAGUUCAAUUGAGAGUGAUACUAUGAUUAUUCGGCAGACUACCGAGUGGGAUAUCCAAGAGACGUAUGAGGUUGCCAAGCCAGGGGAUUUGAGGGUGGCGUCGAGGGUCACGACGGACAGUGCGAGUGACAAGGCGGAGAGGGAUUGGCGGAGAGGGGGGCCUCAAGGACAUUCUGUCUUGUGAGGGGAAAGGGUGUCGAUUGUAUGAUGUGCUAUUUAGCGUGACUUCCUGGUUUGUAUUAAAUGGAGAAUUGGAGAUUAGGUCAUGGCUGGGAAAAGUGUACUGCAGGUUCAGUUCAUGGUGAAACUGUAUUAGAUGACAAUAGAUAUGGCAGAUGAAAUCUAGAGAGAUGCUUCCAGUCUUUCGAUUCUCGUAUGUAGUAGACUUACCA